CUAGAAUCCUCGUCUAUCAUAGUUUAUAGACUAAAUAAUCAUGGAAAAUCUAAACCAUUUAAAUUUCUGGUGUAUUGCCAUAACCAACUGCGAAUAUUUCCACAACGACACUCAGCGACCGCGACGGACGGUGUUUGGCAGCUCUUUUAGAAGUUGCUCGCCCAGGACCCAUUACCCCUGUUUUUUUUAGAAAUAAUUAGCGAUACAGCGACAACAUAUUGAAGAUCCAUCUUUUUUCAUUGACAUUUAGUAGAUUUAUAAUUCAUUCAUAACUUUUUCUUGAAAGAAGAUGUCAGGGUCUCCGAGUGGAUCGGUCCCUGCGACGGCGACCAACAUCGCGACGGUCCAGGGCCAAGGUAUGGGCAUCAAGAACCAACUUCUCGAAGAUUAUGACGGAGUGCCAUUCAUAAGGCCAAGGUAGUAUACUAAUAUUAACUGCAAAUACUAACUACUACUGGUUGUUCCUUAUUAACUAGUUGUGGCUGCAAGAAAUCAAUCCCCGGCUCUUUUUCCCUCAUAAAUGGGUCCUAGGUUUUUAGUCCCUUCAUCCAAUCAAUGACGGUUAGAAGUCGCGGCUUACGAUUUUUUGUUUUUUUAAGAAAUAUAAUUAUAAUAUGAUAACUACUCUUUUCGCUUUUCUAUCUUCCUCUGGUCUUUCUUUUUUCUAGUCAGGUCUGCUCCCCCACGAAAAUGAUAUUCUUACUCAGAAAUUCCUGCAGGUACUAUCCGGAUGUAAAUAUGAAGCGAAGUCGGGACUAUUGGGACUACGAGAAUCUUGCAGUUAACUGGGGAAACCAAGACGAUUACGAAAUAGUGCGGAAGAUUGGCAGAGGUACAUUCCAUAAUGUCAUCAUACUUUCUACUUUUUAGAUGAGAAUAGAGUCUGCUUAAUAUCGUACUGCAGUUUCUUUCGACAUAUCUCUAUCAGCAGGAAGCCGUUGAAAGAAUAUCCACCGACACGACUCCCUCUUACACGACAAACGAAGGUAAAUAUUGCGAGGCGUUUGAGGGCAUUCACGUGAAAACGCAGACGCAGAUCGUUAUCAAAAUUUUGAAGCCGGUGAAGAAAAAGAAGAUCAAGAGAGAAUUGAAGAUUCUCCAGAACGUCUGCACAGGGCCAAAUAUCGUCAAACUUAUGGAUUACGUUCGCGAUUCCCAGUCGAAGACGCCAAGUUUGAUCUUCGAGUACUGAUACUUAAUGAUGGAUCAUAUAUCUAACGCUAUGCUACUCCACCGGAUCACGAUGCAUUUUCUGAGAUAUGAUCUCGGCCUGAUCUCGACUGAUCACUUUUGCUUUUCUACUUAUUACCAGGUCGAAAAAUUAUAGUUUCGAAUGCAUGAAGAUUUUGUAUGAUGAAAAAAUCAAUUUUUAGGUAGGUACUUAGAUGAAACUUAUGUCCAAUACCCAUCGAUUCCCAGUCGAAGACGCCAAGGUUGAUCUUCGAGUACUGACUUUACCGCUGAUACUCAACAGGUACAUCAACAAUAUUGACAGGUACAUCAACAAUAUUGACAGGUAUAUCAAAUAAAUUGUCAGGUACAUCAACAAUAUUGACUUCAAGCAGUUGUAUCCAACCUUCCGGGAUUACGAUGUCCGAUUCUACAUUCGGGAGGUGCUCAAGGCGUUGGACUUUUGCCACUCGCAAGGUAAGAGAGGAGAGCAUUUUAGUCCUCCUCCAACUGUUGCUCAGCUAUUCGAAUCGCACUGAUUGUUCCUAGCUAUCUCCUACCACGAUCCUUGUGAUUUCGCAAUUUCUUUUUUAUAUUAGGUAGCUCAAAUAAGUAUUUUCUCUUAUGUUUCUACUCUGUGCCUGUGGCUGUGCUUUUAUCAAGGAGGGGUCGCCCAAGGGGCGGCCCCGGUUUCUUGUGAGUAUAAGUAAAGAUAAUGCCCUCUUCUUCCUCAACAAACUAACUGCAGGUAUCAUGCAUCGCGACGUGAAGCCGCACAACAUUAUGAUCGACCACAGUAAGCGACAAUUACGACUGAUUGAUUGGGGUUUGGCGGAGUUUUACCAUAUCAACACGCCAGUGAACGUCCGAGUUGCCUCAAGAUACUACAAGGGUCCCGAGCUUUUGGUCGACUAUCAACUUUACGACUAUUCCUUGGACAUAUGGUCCUUGGGAUGCAUGUUCGCAGGUACUUGUUAAUACAGUACUAGGUAUGCGUCUAGUAUCAAGAGGAAGAUAUGAGAAUGUUGUACUUUCUUGAGUACGCCUAACUUGCCGUGACCGUGCAAAUGCUUAAAUCUCGAGGGAAAAAUUCCUCAAGGAGGAUACCUCCUCCCGCACUACAAUUUUUAUCUUCACCAUCGUUCUUCACAGGUAUGAUCUUCAAGCGAGAGCCGUUCUUCCGCGGAUCGGACAAUUACGAUCAAUUGGUCCGAAUUGCUAAGGUUUUGGGUUUUGACGGCCUCUCUUCGUAUCUGAACAAGUACCACCUAGAAUUGGACCAGCAUUUUGAUGACUUGUUAGACCGAUUCCCGCAGAAAAGCUGGACGAAAUUUGUGAACUCCGACUGCGCCCACGUCGCACAUCAAGACUCUAUCGAUCUAUUGGAUAAGGUAUCUGCCGCGUGUACAAGAACUUGAACCUCUCGAUGGUUGUAGGUAGGAGAAAAAAGAUCAUUAUAGAAUUAUUAGUCUCAAAUCAAUGUUGUACGUCUACUAGUUCAAGAACUGCAAGAAGCUGUAUAUCCACCUAUCACACAUGAUCAUCUCAGUGCUCACUCACAUUUAUCUUUUAUCACACGAUCCCAGAUGUUGGUCUACGAUCAUUCGCAACGUAUCCUGCCACGGGAAGCAUUUAAUCAUCCCUAUUUCCGACCGGUGGAAAACGACAAGGGUGGCCCGUAUGAAGGUGGAUCGCCGCCUUCGAUCCAGAUCCAACCGUACACAGCAACUUUGCGCCAGCAAUAAGACGGACUACUAGGUAGAUGGAUAUCUUCCAGUCAAGCCAUGAUUAGCUUAACUAUCGUGUUGACUUAGAGGAAGUAGAUCUUCAUCUAAGUUACAAGUACAACCUUGUUCAACGACUAAUUCCAAAAGCGGAGUAAAAAUCGAAUUUUCGAAGAAAAAUUCGAAACCAACCUCUGUAAAUGUAUCGGGAACUACAACGGGAAUGCAACUUCCUUGUAUUUGUAUCUGAAUUUUUUUUUUGGGAAAUUAAAUGGGAAGAAGCAAUUUGAAUUUCUUGACGUGAAUUGACUUCCGG
Amoebophrya sp. A25 is the source of this 3210-nucleotide messenger RNA. The record is from the annotation of a GenBank genome assembly. NCBI's taxonomy places the organism in Eukaryota, Dinophyceae, Syndiniales, Amoebophryaceae.